AUGUUAGAUAGUCCUUCCGAAAUGUCGAUGAAGAAAAAAUCGAACAAAGACCGAAGCUCGGUACUUGAGCGGAACGAUAGCGUUGCUGUGGAGGCAUCGCAGUCAAAGCAAUAUUCGUUUUUUCAAGAACCUCCACAGGCUCAGAACAGCUUGUUGCCUUUCAGUGAUGUGAGGAAUCGCUGUUGUGACAGACCAUAUGGCGCAUAUUGCCCUUCAUACGAAAGGAGGUGGGAGGAAUAUUUAGCAAAAAUUCCUCCACCAUCUAUUCUGUGUGAGGUGAAGUCAUUCUUAACUGAUGAAGGCUAUGCCCUAUUCUCGAACGAGACCAAGUGUUUGCUGCUCUCGACGCUUGUUGGAAGCGAGGACGCUAAUAGUGAUGAAGUGAAUAAAGCUAUUGUAUCACGCUUAUCUAACCAAAGCCUUCAGCAGUGGUGGUGGCGAGACGUAGCAGAGCGAUACCCUAGCACCCCACUAUACCCUUAUUACGAGAUUACUUUCGAGUACCCUGACGAUCUCAUUUUGCAUACUACCGCCGAUAUAAGUAAGGAGGCUGAUGCAGACGCCUCAACAGUAGCAGCACUUCCCGAGGAAUAUAUUCGAGUGGCUGAAGUGAUUCGCCGAAUCAUUUCGGCGUACGUCACCUGCUCAAGCGUAACAUCAUCUCUAGAAUCCGAAACGUUGAUAGACGCAGAGCGGCUCUUCUCAUGCGUAGUCCAUAGCAAAGGCUACCGUGGCCCUCAAACCGGGAAAAAGGACACGGCGUUUGUGCGAAGUGAUUUUCCAGAACAGGCCGGCAAGGAGUAUAUGCAACCAAACGAGCCCAGAAGACUCUUUUUGGUGCAUCACGCAGAUUUCUCAGACCAUAUUAAUGUAUGCUGUGAUGACUACUACUACCGGCUUCGCGUCAUCGAUCGGCAGUAUGAUGAUGCAUUAGUACCGGCCUGCAUGUUGGCAAACGGGCUAGCUGCCAUACGCCGUCAUAGCCUAGGGCGCAAGGCGACCCUAGUUGACUUUGACGCCCAAGAGGACGAAAAGGCACAGCGCAUUGCCUGUAGUACCCUGCUAGCUCGCCUGUCCACGCUGCACGAUGAUGUUUCCGCUGACCUGCGCCGUCGCUUACGCGACGCAAGUGCGGUCAACGCGCACACGCUGGAUCAGCUAGAAUCAGGCCUCUUCACAAUUGUUUUACGAGGUGGUGAAGUGACUGAGGGGGGUUCAGAGUGGUUGCACUCGAUGCUUUCUUUUUACCUCGGAUGGGGCGGACCGAGGCAAGUGCGGGUGCGUUCGCACGCAACUAUGGUCAGUUUUACUACUCUGUUUAGAUUCCUCACAGUUGCACUUGGCACGUCAAAGCAGGUGGAAGGAAAACCAACGAGCGCCGCCGCAUGUGAGAUAAACCCAUCGCCAUCCUUACCAGGAGACCAUCAAAAGAGUCCCCACGCGUUGCAAAGGGGGGAGCCUAAGCAACGAUGGAAAGAGGUGCCGCUAUGUGCUUCCCUGGAUAGCGCCCAGAUCGCCAGUCAUCUGGAGCUAUGGCUACCUCUUCCAGCGCGGGACGGCCCUCCGCUUAUCUUGCCUCACACCCCGACUACCCAAUUCUCGCCGUGGAUGCCGUUGGUCUUGCACGACAGCGCCACAAAGGUCGGAUCACAGACCGCCGCGGAGGUGUGUCUUUCCAUACUUCUCGCAGUUCAAUUGGCCAUCUCACUUAAUGAUGAUAGAGCGCUCAAAGGUGGACAUCGCGCAGUUGGAGAGUUGUCAGGGCACCCGAUAGUGUACCUGGCGAUGCUACAUGAUCGCCACACCGUUCCCACGGUAAUGCGACUCUACUCCCCUUCAAUUGAGCGCUUUAUUCAGGUGCACAGGAGCCAAUCUUACGUAUUGUUUAACGACGUCCGAAAGACAGCGCGCAAGGCGGCGCUGCUUUCCGUCAGUGAAAAGCUCCAAACGUGCUUCACUGCACUGCAUCCCCUUUGCUACAUGGCGACCAGCCUGGUAGAUAGCCGCGUGGACGUGGAAGUGGCGGAUGUUUGUGUUACCUUGUGCGUGGUGCCUAGACAGAGUCCAGCUUCGCACGCGGAAAGGCGCACUGGCAUUAGUGAGCCGCGGCUCAAAUGGGGCACGAGCUACGCAGAGCUAGCUAUCCCAGCUCGUGUGCGUAUUCAUCUUUGCGUGCAACUGGACAAGGAAAUGAGGAAGGUAAAUCUUGGUGAGUGCGUUUGCAGAGGCGCAGAGGUGAGUCACGCACUUCAAGACGAGCAAUUUGCAAACUGUUUCCAUGAAUGCCUUCGUGCUGAGUCCUAG
Phytomonas sp. EM1 is the source of this 2304-nucleotide messenger RNA. NCBI's taxonomy places the organism in Eukaryota, Euglenozoa, Kinetoplastea, Trypanosomatida, Trypanosomatidae. The record is from the annotation of a GenBank genome assembly.